Messenger RNA from Rotaria sordida, 315 nucleotides. The record is from the annotation of a GenBank genome assembly. NCBI's taxonomy places the organism in Eukaryota, Metazoa, Rotifera, Eurotatoria, Philodinida, Philodinidae.
AUGCAUCAAUGUCCACGCUGUGGACUAAAUGGUCAAUGUUUUGGUCCAUCGAUUUGUUGUACUGGCUCAGCUUGUCGUAUUGGACAUCCAUCUGAUACUCGUCAAUGUUCAAUGGAAAACCGUAAUAUCAUACCAUGUGAUAUUAAGACUUCAAUCUGUUCAGCUGUACCAAAUGGUCGAUGUGCUGCUAAUGGAGUAUGCUGUGGUACAGAAUCAUGUCAAACAGAUAAAAAUUGUUUAAUGGUAUCAAAUCAGGAAAGUGAUAAUUCACGUGAAGAACGACUAUCACAACCAGAAAUCAUACUUUUUGAAUGA